AUGAACCGCUACACAACCAUGAGACAGUUGGGGGAUGGCACCUACGGGAGUGUGCUUAUGGGCAAGAGUAACGAGUCUGGGGAGCUGGUGGCCAUCAAAAGGAUGAAGAGAAAGUUCUAUUCUUGGGACGAAUGUAUGAACUUGAGAGAAGUUAAGUCUCUGAAGAAACUUAAUCAUGCCAAUGUGAUUAAACUGAAAGAAGUUAUCAGAGAAAAUGACCAUCUUUAUUUUAUAUUUGAAUAUAUGAAAGAAAACCUCUAUCAAUUAAUGAAAGACAGAAACAAGUUGUUCCCUGAGUCAGUCAUCAGAAAUAUUAUGUAUCAAAUAUUGCAAGGGCUGGCGUUUAUUCAUAAACAUGGCUUUUUUCAUAGGGAUAUGAAACCAGAAAACUUGCUUUGUAUGGGUCCAGAACUUGUGAAAAUUGCUGAUUUUGGGCUUGCAAGAGAAUUAAGGUCACAGCCACCAUAUACUGAUUAUGUAUCUACAAGAUGGUAUCGUGCUCCUGAAGUUUUACUAAGAUCCUCAGUUUAUAGCUCUCCCAUUGAUGUGUGGGCUGUCGGAAGUAUAAUGGCUGAACUGUACACGUUAAGACCACUUUUCCCAGGGACAAGUGAGGUUGAUGAGAUCUUUAAAAUUUGCCAAGUUUUAGGGACUCCCAAAAAAAGCGACUGGCCAGAAGGAUACCAGCUUGCAUCCUCUAUGAAUUUCCGCUUUCCCCAGUGUGUUCCUAUAAACUUGAAAACUCUUAUUCCCAAUGCCAGUAAUGAAGCUAUUCAGCUUAUGACUGAAAUGUUGAAUUGGGAUCCAAAGAAACGACCAACAGCAAGCCAGGCACUGAAACACCCAUAUUUUCAAGUUGGUCAGGUAUUAGGCCCUUCCAUGCAUCAUUUGGAAUCGAAACAGCCUUUAACUAAACAGCUACAACCAUUAGAACCGAAGCCAUCUUUAGUUGAACUAGAACCUAGGCCUCUGCCAGACAUAACUGAUCAGACUGUCGGACAGCCCCAGCCAAAAACCAGCCACCAACCGCUGCAGCCCAUUCAGCCACCACAGAACGUGAGUGUCCAGCAACCUUCAAAGCAACAGAGUCAACAGAAACCACCACAAACACUAUUUCCAAGUAUCGUCAAAAACAUGCCAACUAAGCCAAAUGGCACACUGGGUCAUAAAAGUGCUAGGAGGCGUUGGGGUCAGACAGUCUUCAAGUCUGGAGAUAGUUGGGAAGAGUCUGAGGACUGUGAUUUCGGAGCCUCCCAUUCCAAGAAGCCAAGCAUGGGUGUUUUCAAAGAAAAGAGGAAAAAAGAUUCUCCAUUUUGGACUCCAGAGUCAGUACCCUCAGGCGCCAACCAUUCAGCAGAGAACACGAGCUUACCUGCGGCUGUGCCCCUAAAAUCUGAUUCUGAAUUGUCAACUGCUUCAACAGCUAAACAGUACUAUUUGAAACAAUCAAGAUACCUUCCAGGUGUAAGUCCCAAGAACGUGUCCUUGAUAGCCAGUGGAAAGGGUAGGGACCCAUACACGUGGGGUCAUCGGUUGUAUCCUAAGGCACUGGGACCCACUGGGGCAGACCUUGCUUUCACAAGGAGUAACACAGAAGAAAGCAUAAUUAAACCAAUUGAAAAACUAUCAUGCAAUGAAAGUUUUCCUGAAAAAUUAGAGGACCCACAAGGAAAUCUUGGAAGCUAUUCUACUUACAAUCAGUCAGGAUAUAUUCCUUCCUUUCUCAAAAAAGAAGUGGGGUCAGCUGGCCAGAGGAUCCACUUAGCGCCUCUCGGUGCAACAGCUUCAGAAUAUACCUGGAAAACAAAAACUGGUCGGGGGCAGUUUUCUACUUACAAUCCUACAGCAAAAAAUCUAAAUAUCAUGAACCGCACACAGCCAGUUCCCUCAGUGCAUGGGAGGACAGACUGGGUGGCUAAGUACGGAGGCCACCGGUAA
Cynocephalus volans (Philippine flying lemur) is the source of this 1938-nucleotide messenger RNA. RefSeq names its product male germ cell associated kinase (gene MAK). The coding region runs from base 1 to 1938 and encodes 645 amino acids. Gene Ontology annotation, molecular function: protein serine/threonine kinase activity; ATP binding. Lineage: Eukaryota; Metazoa; Chordata; Mammalia; Dermoptera; Cynocephalidae. The transcript has 14 exons. Gene Ontology annotation, cellular component: cytoplasm; cilium; nucleus. The record is from RefSeq and is a predicted model, not a curated record. Gene Ontology annotation, biological process: protein phosphorylation; intracellular signal transduction; cilium assembly.